AUGAAGACGAACAAUUGCUUCCAGGCAAUGUCUUGCCUCCCUGAGGAGGAUCGCAGACGGGUUUCCAGCUUUGGUCAAGGGCCAACUGUCUCAGUCCCACAUUCCGUGGUCCAUGAGGCAUUCGAAAGGAUUGCUGAAACUCAUCCACAUACCGUUGCCGCAACCUUUGCUGGUAACUCGCUUACGUACGAGCAGUUGGAUGAAGCAGCAAACCAGCUUGCCAACCGCCUCAUCCAUGCAGGAUUGAAGCCGAAGCAACGAGUAUGCCUCGUUGUGCAACGCUCGUUCGAGAUGCUGAUUGGUAUCUUUGCCAUCCUGAAAUCAGGAUGUCAAUAUGUACCAGUUGAUGGUGGGGUGGCAUCAGAGGUUGCACUGACACACAUACUUUCCGACUCUGGUGCCACUUUCAUUCUAUGCCUUCCCAAAUUUUUCGAACGAACACAAAAGGUCGCCAAACAAGAUGCAGUAAUUGUUUCUUUGGAAGCGAACGUUGGUGCAUCUUUUCCGUCAACACGCCCAUCAGUCCCAGUUUCCCGCCAUGAUGGUGCAUAUGCAAUUUACACAUCCGGCAGCACUGGUACACCCAAAGGUGUUGAUGUUGCGCAUUCAAACGUCACAAACGCUUUGUUAUUAAAUCCAGCGCGACUUGACAUUACCGUUGGGUCCAAGGUUGCCCAAGUACUUAACAUCGCAUUUGACAUGGGAGCAUGGGAAAUACUGGCUUGCCUGAUGAAUGGUGGAACCUUGUACUUGCGGGGGUCAGAUUGGACAGCUACACUCCGUGAGGUCGAUACACUUAUUUCAACCCCAUCCAUUCUGUCAAAGUACCGUCGACAUUCUUUUCCAAAUAUUAAACACGUCGUGACAGGCGGUGAGCCUUGCCCAAAAGCACUGGCUGAUGAGUGGGCUGAAAACGCAUGCUUCUACAAUAUUUGUGGCCCAACGGAAAUCACAAUCCUAAACUCAGCACAUCGCCAUACCCCAGGCCAGUUUUUGUCCAUUGGAAAGCCUUUGCCCAACACAACAUGUUAUCUUCUCGAUGCAGAUGAGCAACCGGUUCCUGUGGGGCAAAAGGGAACCAUGUGGGUUGGUGGAGCUGGUGUGACUCGAGGCUAUAUCAAUUUGCCUGAACUUACAGCUCGUCGUUAUAAACAUGACAAGUUCGUCAACGAUGGGUCAAGAAUGUUCAACACUGGUGAUAUCGCACGGUGGAGAGAGGAUGGUUCGCUUGAUAUGCUCGGCCGUGAAGAUGACCAAGUAAAGAUCAAGGGUUUCCGUGUCGAACUUGACGGAAUCACAGCCGUCGUAGAGUCAUUCCAAAACGUAAGACGAGGUGCAGCAAUGCUCGUCGAGAACGCACUCUGCGCUUUUUAUGCCACAGAGGGUUCGGUUGACGAAGAAGCUCUCAAGAGUUUCACCCAGAAGCAUCUACCUUAUUACUCUGUUCCAGAAAAAUGGGUCAAGGUCGACUCCAUACCACUUACAAAUAACGGAAAAGUCGAUCGAAAAGUUCUGAAAGAAUUGGUUUCUGCCCAGUCUAGCGAUACACCAACGAAUGAGAAGUCUACAGAAACUCUCAAGCCGAACUUGGUCAGCGUCAAUGUAGAGACGUACUCUUCCGGUGGAUCUUCCACUGAAUCUUUCAAGGAUCCAGAGAAGCAGGCUGUCAUCAUUACGAGCGGCGAUUCUGAGCAAAGCAGCUCUGUAGAGGAUUUGGCGGAGAGACUACCAGAAGUCUUGCCACCGAAGAACAGCUACCACGGUCUGCGCUGGGUUCGACAUCGCGGACUUAUCCUUUACCGCCGCUUUCUGUCUGUUGUUAUACUAGCAAACAUCGGAGUGGCAGUCUUUCUCUUGCACCGCAGGAUUGGACAAAACAGGGACAUUCUCGCCAACUUGUCCCUGGCCACAGCUGCCAAUCUUGUCGUAGCAGUUCUCAUGCGCUCGGAGCCAGUCGUCAACCUUCUUUUUACCGUUUUUUGCUCUGUUCCGACAUUCUUUCCUCUAGCUAUACGACGCCAUUGUGCUAGAAUCUUCCACAUUGGCGGCAUCCACAGCGGAUGUGCAAUGGCAGCCAUAAUGUGGCAUUUUAUAUUCACCAUAGACGGUACCGUGGAUCUGGCACAGCCGGCAUACAUGCGUCGAAUCUCGGUAGCUCCGGUCGUAGUAUCAUGGCUUGCGCUUCUCCUGUUACUCAUCAUCGGAUCGACUUCGCACCCAACCUUCCGCGCCAAAUACCACAAUGCAUGGGAGAUGACCCACCGAUUCGGUGGUUGGACUUGUCUUGCAUUACUCUGGACACUUACAUUCCUCGCGACCAAGGACCUUAAUCCCGAGCUGCCGAUUGCAACCGCCUAUUUGCGCUCCCCAGGUAUCUGGCUUCUCUCCGUCGCCACAGCAGCUAUCAUCUUCCCAUGGUUGCAUCUACGCAAAGUGCCCGUCCACUCUGAGGUUCUCUCAAACCACGCCAUCCGUCUUUGGUUCGAUUACACGACUCCUGUUGUUGGUACCGCCGUUAGGCUUGCCGAACGUCCCUUGAUUGACUGGCAUGGUUUUGCAACCAUUACCAAUCCCGAAGGCAAUGGAUUCUCACUUAUUGUGAGCCGUGCAGGUGACUUUACAGGCCGUACAAUUGAGCGCGCACCAACCCAUAUCUACGUUCGUGGUAUCCCGACUUGCGGUGUUCUACGCAUAGCCACACUCUUCAAGUCAGUCGUCCUUGUCGCAACAGGAUCAGGUAUCGGGCCAUGCCUGGCUGUCAUCCUCGCUCAAAAGGUCCCUUGUCGCAUCCUGUGGACUGCGCCAAACCCUGAACAGACAUUUGGUCAAAAGAUUGUGGAUAGCGUCAAAGCUACAGAUUCAAAAGCAGUGAUUUGGAACACGAGAACACAAGGAAAGCCCAACAUGUCCCUGAUAGCGUACCAGCUAUGGAAGGAGAGUGGAGCGGAAGCUGUUUGUGUGAUCAGCAACAAGAAGUUCACUACCAAGAUUGUGUACGAUAUGGAAGCCAGAGGCAUUCCAGCUUAUGGUGCUAUUUUCGACUCGUAA
Bipolaris oryzae ATCC 44560 is the source of this 3048-nucleotide messenger RNA. RefSeq lists its product as uncharacterized. The transcript has 8 exons. The record is from RefSeq and is a predicted model, not a curated record. The coding region runs from base 1 to 3048 and encodes 1015 amino acids. Lineage: Eukaryota; Fungi; Ascomycota; Dothideomycetes; Pleosporales; Pleosporaceae.